This is a messenger RNA of Trematosphaeria pertusa, 955 nucleotides long. RefSeq names its product DASH complex, subunit Spc34. Gene Ontology annotation, cellular component: spindle microtubule; DASH complex. The transcript has 3 exons. The record is from RefSeq and is a predicted model, not a curated record. Gene Ontology annotation, biological process: attachment of spindle microtubules to kinetochore. Bases 19 to 816 code for a protein of 265 amino acids. NCBI's taxonomy places the organism in Eukaryota, Fungi, Ascomycota, Dothideomycetes, Pleosporales, Trematosphaeriaceae.
UGCAGAGCUGAAUAAUAUAUGUCCGUCAUGACGCUCCUCGACGCUCACCUGGAGCAAAUAUCGCUUUGCGCCCAGUCAAUCGCCGAGCUACCGUUUCCCCCACCGAAGAUCUUCACGAACGCGCUGCUACAUCCUCACGAUAUUACGACGCUAAUCCGCGACACUGAAACGCAUGAACGUGCUCUCUUCUCCGUGCCUCCACCUCACCCGCCGCUAAAAGCUCAGAACCCUUCGGCAGGCUCCAAUCGGCGCAACACAAUCUUCAACCCCAAUGGAGCCGCUUCCAGCAUAUCUGGAGGAGGCGCGAACGCUGUCCGAGCACCCAAGCGCAACACGGCGGUCGCAGCGGUAUUAGGGACAGAGUUAGUUGAGAGGAUACGGAGAGGAGGCGGAGGAGGAGUUGGAACUGGGCUGGGCUACCGAACGUAUGACGGGGGCAAUAGAAACGAGGUCGAUGUGGAGACACUACUAGAAGGCGCCGAGAAGUUGCUUGGGGUAUAUCCUAUCCCUGGUGCUGCAGAACGAAUCGCCGCGAUGCGCCAGCGACAUAGCAGACUGGAAGCGUCGAUCGAGUACUACGAGUCACGGAUAGCCAACCAGACUACACAGCUGAGCAGACUGAACCGAUCACGCGAGUACAUAGAUGAUGAGUCUGCGGAAGGGGGACAGGAAAACCAAGCACCUGUCUUCGAGCCCAUGACUGAGGAGGAUCUGCGGCGGGAGGAAGAGGAGGUUAGGCAGCUGGAGCGGAAGAAGAAGGGACUAGAGGACCGGGUAAACUCAAUGGGCAGGGAUAUAUCUGGUGUGUUGCGGUGAGAUGGUGUAGGGCGCAUGUGUGGGAGAAUUGAGGAUGCAACAUGUGCUCUACAGUAAGUAAGAUACCCAAGCAUUGAAAUAAGAGAGAUGGCUUCCGCAUGUCUACUGUCUCGUUUUCAUUUUACUGUUCUUUACUGAC